AUGAUGCGCCUCUGCAAGAUUAUCUCCCUGGGCUUCUUUCCUAUAGGAUUACUCGCACAAAAUGCAUUCGAACCACCCGACUUCGACAUUACUGCGGCACUGUUGCAGAAUGGUGUAGACAUCUCCACUAUUCCAAGCCUAGCAGGUCUUUCCAAGCGGACUAGCUCGAGCGGAGGAUGCUCGAUCGCAUGCAGCUCUCUCAAACGCAUCUUUGGUGAUGCAAAGGUCGAGACCCGAGAGGAGACUGCCUAUACCAUAGCCAUCGAUUAUUUCUGGUCAGCUCAGCAGAAGGUUGCCCAACCGUACUGCGUGUUCAAGCCUGAGGAAGCGCUCGAUGUAUCUACCAUGGUGCUGCUAUCUCGUCUUACUCAAUGUCCUUUUGCAGUGAGAAGUGGAGGGCAUGCAGCCUUUGCAGGCGCAUCAAACAUUGAUGGUGGUAUUACAGUUCUGUUCGAGCGCAUGAAGCAAAUUACUUUGUCAAAAGACAAGAAAGUUGCUUCUAUUGGACCCGGCAACCUCUGGUACGACAUUUACACAACCCUAGCCAAAGACAACCUAGCAGUGGUAGGCGGCCGCGUCUCUGGCGUCGGAAUUGGAGGUCUUACAACGGGUGGCGGGAUUUCGUUCUUCUCGAACGAAUAUGGCUGGGCUUGCGAUAACGUCGCAUCUUAUGAAGUCGUUACUGCCUCAGGAUGCAUCAUAGAAGUCAGUCAAAAGUCGUAUCCAGACCUGUACUGGGCGUUGAGAGGCGGAGGGAACAAUCUCGCCCUCGUUACGAAGUUCAACCUCGAAACGUUCGCCCACGGUCCGCUGAUGUUCGGCGGACAAAGAAGGUUCCUCAGCUCUAGUUUCCCUGCUGCGAUCGACGCCUUUGUAAACCUGGGGACCAGCAUAGCAAAGUACCCAAAAGCUGCACAAUUCCUGGCCAUCAUUCUGGAUGCCGCUACGAACACCCAAAUCGCGAUUGCCGAGUUGGAGUAUGCAGAUCCAGUCGCUAAACCCCCAGUCUUUGAAGAAUAUUUCAACGUACAAGCCUUCCAAGACACUACGGAGUUGAACACCCUGGCCUACUUUACGCAACAGUUGAACAAUAGCAACCCCAAAGGCUAUCGCGAGUCAUUUUGGACUUCUUCGUCUAAGCUUGAUCGAGAGUUGGUUCAGUUUAUGUUCGAUGCCACUUAUGAGGAAUUCGCGAACAUUCGAGAUGUCGCUGGUAUCUUACCUGCAAACACCUUCCAGAUCAUCACCGUUCCGCAGCUCGAGCAGAUGCAAAAGAAAGGUGGGAACGCACUGGGACUUUCACCUUCUGACGGACCGAUCCUUAUCAUUAACCUGAGUAGUCGCUGGGAUAAGGCUGAAGAUGACGCGCGUGUUUUGAAGGCGAACGCCAACAUCGUCAAAAAGAUGGAGGCAGAGGCAAAGCGCAGGAACUUGGUGAAGGACUACAUCUACAUGAAUUACGCUAGUCAGUUCCAAGAUGUCGUUGGAAGCUAUGGUGAAAGUGCAGACAAGCUGAGGCGAAUCGCGCGCAAGUAUGAUCCCACAGAGGUGUUCCAGAAGCUGCAACCUGGCUACUUCAAGCUGCAAGGGCCGCCGAACAAGAACUGGCCAUAG
Molecule: messenger RNA, 1614 nt
Organism: Alternaria burnsii
Lineage: Eukaryota; Fungi; Ascomycota; Dothideomycetes; Pleosporales; Pleosporaceae
Product: fad-binding domain-containing protein
Exons: 2
Coding region: 1-1614 (537 amino acids)
Molecular function (GO): FAD binding
Source: RefSeq, a predicted model, not a curated record